Molecule: messenger RNA, 1250 nt
Organism: Phoenix dactylifera (date palm)
Lineage: Eukaryota; Viridiplantae; Streptophyta; Magnoliopsida; Arecales; Arecaceae
Gene: WRKY54
Product: WRKY DNA-binding protein 54
Biological process (GO): regulation of DNA-templated transcription
Cellular component (GO): nucleus
Molecular function (GO): DNA-binding transcription factor activity; transcription cis-regulatory region binding
Source: RefSeq, a predicted model, not a curated record
UCUUUUUCCCGGGCAUAAAAUCAGACCAAGCUCUCCCCUCUUCCCUCCCCAACCCAAGACUAGUUGGCAAGAAAGGAAGGAAGAUUUGAGGAGGGGUGAGGGUGGAAGGAGUGAGAGUAUGGGAUCCCUCGAGCAAGAGAAUUCCUCGAUAGAUCGAAUCAACAAGGUGGCUGGAGAGUUGAUCAAAGGGAAGGAAUCAGCGAUCCAGCUCAAGAGCCUACUGCAAGAGUCCUUUGCAUCAGAGGAUCAAGAAAAGAACUCUGUGGUUGGGAUCUUUAUUGAAGAAAUUUUGGGCUCCUUCUCUAGAGCAUUCACUAUCUUAAACUCUGGCAAGGCACCAGAGGCCCCUCUCGAUCAGGCAGCUACUCCUUGCUCUGAAGAGCAAGAAAGCAAGAAUUCAGGUAAGAAGAGGAAGAUCCAGUCAUCUCGAAGAAGUGGUUAUAGGAGAAGGGCUCAUCUAUAUUCAUGUACAAGAAUCUUAUCAAAGACGAUGGAUGAUGAUCAUACAUGGCGAAAAUAUGGACAGAAAGAUAUCUUCAAUUCUAAGUAUCCAAGGAGCUACUUCAGAUGCACUCACAAAUAUGACCAACAGUGUCAAGCCACAAGACAAGUCCAGCAAUCCGAGGCUGAUCCCUCCAUGUAUGUGAUCACUUACAUGGGAGAGCACACAUGCAGAGAUCCUACCAUAUCUCCCCAUCUUCUCCCACCUUCCCAUCGGAGACCAUCUUCUAUCAUUAGCUUUGGAUCAGAAACCACUGCAGAUGACCAAAAAGAAGUCCCCUUCAACUCUUCCUGCUUCUCAGUAAUGAAGCAAGAGAUUGAUGAGGAAGUGCCGAGUGAUCCAACCCCAAGAAUCUCUUCCUCAGAAUUUCUCAUGCUGCCAGACCUCGGAACAUUUGAUUGGCGUGCACCAAUGGAACAAUACAUGGGGAUUGCAUUGGAUCAAUGCGAUGCUAUGUCCGAUAUGCACUCUUCUAAUAGUUGUUUGGAUAUGGAAUUGAACGGAGUCUCAUUUGAACUUGACGAUCUGUUUGGUGUCGAUCAGGACAAGCUUUUCUAAGAUUAGAUGCAGUCUUGAAAGGAAAUACUGCUAGCUAUGAGAAUUUUUUUUUCCUUUUUAUUUUUGAGAGGUAAGAUUAGCUAUGAAACUUUUUAGUGUAUAGUGAGAGAAGCUUUCUGAAAGCUCUUGUGUACUCUAAUUUGAAUUUUCUUCGCCAUUAAGGAAUAUGAAAUAGCUUUUUUUCCCAGAA